Messenger RNA from Ornithorhynchus anatinus (platypus), 938 nucleotides. It is a transcript of the gene DMAC2, whose product is annotated as distal membrane arm assembly component 2. Lineage: Eukaryota; Metazoa; Chordata; Mammalia; Monotremata; Ornithorhynchidae. Bases 20 to 811 code for a protein of 263 amino acids. The record is from RefSeq and is a predicted model, not a curated record. The transcript has 6 exons.
ACCACGUGACGGUCCCAAGAUGGCAGCGCCCUGGCGGCUGCUUCUCGGCCGCGGGCCCCUCGGGCUCCCGGGGCGGGGCGGGGUCCGGCCCGGCAGCUCGGUCGCGCCCCCGCCUCCCGCCUCCCGGAUCCAGCGACUCCUCCAGAAGCUCAGCCUGCGAUACUACGACGUGGAAAGCCUGGUGGCCUUGGUCAGCAAGCUGCGGCGCUGGAACGUUUAUCGCAAAAACAAGCGCCUCCUCUCCUGGGAGAAUCGGUACGGACCUAACGUGGCUGUCACCUUCUUCGUCCUGCAGAAGGGGGGUGGUGUCAGGUUUCAGGGUCAAGAGAAAUGGUACCGGACUGACCCCGGGGGCCGCUUCUGCCGCGAUUUCAUGGACCACCCGGAGAUCCCCGUGGAGGAGGUGGACUUGAGCGGCUCCAUCAUCAACUACUACGGCUUGGACAACUUAGAGCCCCUGAAAGAGCUGAAGAUGCUGCACCUGGCCCGCUGCCCCUACGUGGACGACUGGUCCCUCAGCCACUUGCCCACGGUGGCCGCCUCGCUGGAGGAGCUGACCCUGGCCGGCUGCCCCCACGUCACCGAGCGCGGCCUGGCCUGCCUCCACCACCUCGGGAACCUGCGGCGACUGGACAUCUCAGACCUGCCGGCCUUGUCCAACAAGGGGUUGACCCAGAUCCUGGUGGAGGAGAUGCUGCCCCGGUGCCAGGUGUUGGGGGCAGACUAUCGGGACGGGCUGAGGGAGCCCGGCCGCCAGGCCGAGCGGGAGCGGGGACGCGAGGAGGGACGGGAGGCCCUGACCGGCCGGUAGCCUUCACCUCUUCCGCUCGCUGUCUCCCCUCGGUCCCUUCCGCCCCCGCGCCCCGUAUUUGCCCCCAAGGGGCAGCGGGACCCGGGCACCGUACGGACGGCGACAAUAAACCGGUGACGCCCGAGAA